UUGGUUCGCGGUGGCCGCGGCAGGCCAGGCUCCCUCCUCGCGCUCAGGCGGGUUAUUGUCUGUCGACUUUCUGAGGCGGCUCUAGCUCGGAAUCGGGACCGGUCCUCACAGGGCAGCGACGGAACCAUGGUGAGCGGGGAGAAAGACUAAGGACGCGGGGCAGGGGCAAGCGAACCUCGCGGAGAAAUAGCUCCGGACCCGCAGGCAGGAAGACCUCGCGGGGUCCCGACUUAUUUCCAGCGCCGGCGCCAAGGGAAGGGUGUCGGGGGCGGGGAAGGACCCGAGCAAGUUGCGCUCCCGGCUCCGCCUGAGGCUCCGCCAACCUCCGCGUGUCAUGGGGCAGGGACGCGUGAGCUGGAACCCCCGUUGGCAAGGGCUGGUGGGGAAGCGAGGGAUGACGCUGCCGCCUGCCUUCAUUUUACGAGGCGCCUUGGAAGCCCCGCCUCCGUCGGGGCCUCUUCCCGCUUCGGAGUGUACCUCGUUUUCUGGGGGUGGUGUUUGUUUUUUUUAAAGGAAGGUGUGAACGCGCGUGAUGCGAGUCUCAGGCGGAUACUCUUGGUGGCGGCGGGAUCCGAGAGCCGCGCGCAGCAACUUCCAGAGUCGGGGAUGUGCGCGCUUGGUGGCAGCCCGGGGUCUGCCUUGUGUCACGUGUGAAUCCUGGCUCUGGGAGGAAUCUUGUGGAGCAUGUGCCAUCUUCACAAACGGGGCGGCUUCUCCCGACCCAGACGCGCCCGAGGGCCCUGGCCGUGGGUCACACUGACAGGCCGAAGGGCCUCGUCGCUUCUCCAGGCAGUUGGAGGUGAUAGGGGGCAGCUGCCAAGCGGUGCCAGCAGGCCGGCUCGUCACCACCUCCUCGCCUCUCUAAGGCGCAUCUGGGAAGAGAUUUCCUAGCAACGUAAUGCUGUAUAAACGUCAGGCGCUCCGGAUUUAUUUCCUGACGCGGGCUUCAGCUUGAGUCUGACGGGUCCCGCCAGAAGCGGCCCUCGAUGUGACAGCCUGGCGCACUGGAGCCCCUGCCUGCCGCUUCGGGAAGUGGCCUUUCUGCUCCUCCCCCCUCGCCAAGUCAACGGGGUUGUAGGCGAAUGACGUCUGAAGAUGUGCUGCCUUCCAGUGCAGCGUGAGCCUAUGCGUGUUUACUUAAAAGCAAAUCCUACUGAUUGCAGGGGACAUAACGCCCAUCUUAACCAUGUUUAGGGCUGUUUAAUUGGCGCCAAGUCCAGUUGGUCUCAGUGGGACUUCAUUUUUAUAAAGGCUGCAAAUGGGCAGUUGACACUUCCCGCAGGCUAAAGAUUAAUUUUAAGUUUCACUGCUGAUGUGGUUGCAGUGCUACUUUAAGGUUUUAGUUUUCUAAGCAGGAAUUUUAAAAAGUAUUUUACUUAAUGGUGAGAUACCUUCCAGUGAGCAGGUUAAUAGGCAAGGAGUUAUCACUUCUUGCUUGGGCUGCAAGUGACUUGAUCUGUUCUCUUUGUAUUCAAAGUUAAUGUAAACUGUUAAAGGAUACAAGAUAAUUUAUAUAUUCUUGUAGUUGAAUGCCCAGUAGAAAAACAUUUUAAUCACGGUUAUUUGCAUAAUAAACCUAAGGUAGAGAAUGUCCCAGUAAGAUGGCACUGAAGUUUGCCUGUCUGGUUUAAAAGCUAUGCAUGUAGAGCUUAAAAGUUUUUCUGGCAGAUCUGGCAAUUAUUAUUCAUUCUGCUCAGUUCUUCUAUAUCAGUUGGAAAUAACUUAAUAUAUUUCAAUCUUGCUUUACAAGUCUGCAGUAAUCAAGUUUGAUAUAGCAUUCUAAAUUCCAAAGAAAUUGCUUGCAGUUUGUUAACUUACUGUCUGCAUGCAGUUAGCAUUGUGUCCUUAGAGGAAUCUCAGGUAAGAUUCUAACUGUUGACUGUUUUUGUCCCAUAAUAUAAAUAUAAUCUUAAGCAUAGCUCAUAGGGAGCAUUGAACUUGGGGCAGUUUGGACUAAACAGGCUUAGUACUGACAGUCUGAUCUAAGAUCUUAUCUUUCUACUUCAUCAUAAGCUUACCAUAGAAUACAGGGCUCAUCUUUUUUGGUGCAGCUGAUGUGACUGGGUAAAUGGUUAAUUCAACUGCUGAAUAUAAUGUGACAGGACUGAUAAUUGGCAAAAUUACCAAUUUUGGUUUUAUAACUCAUUGAGCCUGACUUAUUACAUAAUUGGCUUUCAUUUUUCUUUAAAAAGCUAUAAACUAAUAGUAAAGUCAGUCUUUCAGCAAGCUGUAAGAUAUAUUUAAAACAUUUUGUACUCUGCCUUUUGAUUAAACAUGUUUAAUACAGCUUAAAAAUAAAUUAAACAGUUCAAUACAGACACUAUAAAAAUAGUAAAACAUUGAGAAGUGAAACCAACACCAGGAUUUUAAAAACUAGCAACUUAAUAAGGUUUAAUCUGGUGAUAAUUUAGUUCCAGGUAAGCCUGUUAAGAUAUCCCUUAACUUACACAUCCCCUAACACAUAGCUUUGCUUGUACAAGAUGCAUUUUGACUCAACAGAAAAUUCAAAUUUAGUUUUGAGAAGUCUUGGGAAAUAUGCAUAUAAAAUAUACAGCUUAUUUUUUAAAAAAAAAUGUAUGGAGACAAGGGAGCAGCAAGACAUUAACUGCAGUUAAAAUGCCCAAACAGUUGGCAAGGUUCUCAAUAUGUGCAGGUGUUUACAUGCAACACCUACCCAUAUCUGAGGGUUGCACACAAGCGAUCGUCAGGAAUGAGGAGCCUGCGUCUGUCGGCUCCCAUCAGUCUCAGUCAAUAUGACUAAUGAUCAGGGAGAUGGGAAUUGGAGCCCAACAACAUCUGGAGGGCAACAAGUUCUUAAUCCCCUGGUUUAUGCAAUAUGUGAGCAUCUCAGUGCUGUGUCAACAGCUUUUGAAUAGCUAUUUGCCUCAGGUUGUGAAUAUGCCCCAUUGAAACAAGUGGUUGUUUUGGUGUAGGGUUGUUCGACCUGACACGGAGGUAAUCUGAAAUGAUUAUUGAAUGAAAUAGUCUUAAAUCACAUGUUCAUAAGUUUCAGUAGCAUUUAAGUGAACACAGUCUAGUUACGGCCAUGUAGUUAAAAGGUACUGUAUUUACAUGAAUCUAAUGUGCCAUCAAAUCAAUUUUCAAAACAUUGAAACCAGAAAAGUAUUUGCUGGUGAAUGUAAAUGUGCCAUCAAAUCUUACGCACGCCCUAAAUUUUGGAACUUAUUUUAGUAAAAAAGUGUGCAUAAAUACAAUAAAAUAUCUCUGGUAUUAUCAUUUGGCAUCUGUACCACUUUUCCUUCUUCAAUAAAGUAGAUAAAAAUAAUUUCCUUUGCUAAAAAUAUAUAUGUGUGUUCAGUUAGAUUAUCUAGCUUGAUUGGAGUCUCUUAAUUGGCUUAUCAGUACGUAACUUGAGUGCUAGGGUCCCAAAACCAAGUCCACAUCCAUCAUUACUCCUGCUGUGGUACCAGCACAGAUGUGCUGCCAAAGGUGGAGAAAAUAUAUGGUUCUCAUCCAUUUCUUCCUUACAGAGCUUGUGAUAGCCCUGUAAAGCCUGUUGGUGGUCAGUGACACCCUUCAUUAGCUAAUAUUGGGGGGAAACCCUAUUUACAGUGCAGCAGCUAAAGCAUAUUUGUAGGAUCAGGUUGACUGUUAUACCUUGUGGUUUUGAAGUACAUCACUGGCAGUGUAUUUGACAUAGAUUCUGAUUCAUUGUAUGUAAAGCUUCACUUGGUCCUGUCACAGCUUUUCUCCUUUGAUUACUAUCUGGAUAAAUGGGUCUGGCAUGAACAUUAUUAAGUUAACUCUUGUGUAGGCCAUAUGUUCUCUUGUUGGCACUAGAGUUUUACAUUAUAAAAUGCCCAGAUUAUUAACAUUCCUUAAAAUAUAGGGUCAAAACCAAGUAGUCUAAAUUAUUCACUUUCCUUACCUUAUUUAAUUCAAUGUAUAAGUUGCCAAAUAUUUUCUAGGUGACUGAAGUUCAUGAAUGCAACUCUACACCCUCUUGGCACUUGUGUGGUCCUCAGAAACGUAAUAAAAACCUGGAUAUUUUAUAGUGUAAUCCUAUGUACAGUGGUACUUCAGGUUACAGACCCGCUAACCCAGAAAUAUUACCUCAGGUUAAGAACUUUGCUUCAGGAUGAGAACAGAAAUCGUGUGGCAGCAGCUGGCAGCCCCAUUAGCUAAAGUGGUGCUUCAGGUUAAGAACAGUUUCAGGUUAAGAACGGACCUCCGGAACGAAUUAAGUACUUAACCCGAAGUACCACUGUAUUUUUAUUCAGAAGUAAGUCUUUAAGUGUUCAGUAGACCUUUUACCUGGGCAAGUGCUUAGGAAUGUAGCUAUUGGUUCAGCUAUUGGGAGACUGCUGCCUCAGGAGAGUGAGGAAAAUUCUUAGGGAUACCCUGGCCAGCACUUCUUUAAUCUCCUACCUUCAGGCAGGAGAUACAGAAGUAUAGUCAGCCGCACCAACAGGUUAAAGAACAGUUUUUAUCCGUGGGCUGUUGAAUGGAAAAAAAUAGUGGUGUAAUUGACUUCUGACAAGCACACAGAGCGCAAACAAGAUUGAGUGUAUGUGGGGGGGGGGGCUCGUUUAAUUUCAGUGCACACAGGUGGUGUAGGGACAAUAAAGGUUUAUUAUUAUUAUUAUUAUUAUUAUUAUUAUUAUUAUUAUUAUAGCUUGUGAAAAGAGUUUCUAGCUUUCAAGAUUCCCAGAAGCUCUUUGUGCAAACUUAUUUUGAUUUGAGUAUUAUAGCACACAACUAAAGUCAGCUUGUUUGUGAGCAAUAUUUUUAAUCCUGAAAAGUGUGUAUAAUCUAAAACAUUUAGUUUCAGGAUUUGAAACAUCCUAGAAAAUAUGUGAAAAAAUACACAAAUCAGUGUAAUUUGCAUUAAAAAAAUUCCGAUGUCCCAAAGAGACAUCUAAUUGAGCAUGUUUAUUUCACUUGCAUUUGGUGAACAAAAUAAAAAACUUUGAAACUGCCAGACUUACCUAAUAGAAUUUGUAGUUGUCAACUACAUUUUGUUACUAUUCUAAUGAAUUUAUAAAACAUAACACUUUCUAGAAAAUUUUCCGUCCCACACCUCUGAGAUGUAUUAAAAUGAAAAACUCCAUAUCGGCCUGUUCACACCUGUGUUUGCAAACCACUUAACAGCUUUACAUGGUCCUUCUUAUGCAUGAGACGAUUUGAAUGUGCUUCUCUGUGAACUAGGCUUCAUGUAGAUACAGCCAAUAGCUGUCAUUCUAAUUACAGUAGCAAUUCUGGGACUACCUUAAUAAUGCUGGCCACUGCAAGUUGUAUCCAUUCAUCAUCUGUUCACAUGAACAGAUCUUCAUAUGAUCUUGCAUGUAGAAAAUAGCUGCUGGUUCAUUUUUAUUAAUAUCAGGCAUGUAUGACAUUUAAAAUUUGUAAAUCACCUCUUACCAUUUGGUAAAGGAUGGUAUAAAAAUCCCCCCCCCCAAAUAAAUUAAAUAAACUAGGAUUGUAGCCCUAAUUAGAUUUAGUUAAAAAUGUACGGUAUUUAAAAGUAUGCUUAGAAUUGUGGCCCAAUAGCUUGUAUACUCUACAUAUUGGCAUAUUUAAAAGCAAUUUAGAGUCUUUUGGUUCUUUUAAAUUUCCUUCUUGCACUUGUUUUAACAGAGAAUGACCUGAAGAACAAAAUUGCAUUCUAAAUAUUCCAUCAAGACUGCAUUUUUUUGAAUUUAUAGAAGACCUAUAAUUACAUUUUUUACCUCAACAACCAUGUAUUAUCAACAGUGGUGAUAAGAUAGGAUUUUAAAAGCUCUUCUCCUUUCAGCUGACAUGUUCAGCAGUAGAUCUAGUUCAUGUUUUUAUUUCUUAUUUAGGCUGGAGGCAAGGCUGGCAAGGACAGUGGAAAGGCUAAGGCAAAGGCAGUGUCUCGCUCACAAAGAGCUGGACUUCAGGUAAGUUCAUUUAUUGUAAUAACUAUUGCAAAUGCCCAAAGAUCUACCAAAGCUAAUAUGAGGUUUUUCUAUGGAAAAGGGGGCCAAUAUAUUCCGGCAGCCUCCCAGGUCUUUGCUGCAAAAAUAUUAACACAGCUGACAUAUGGCUCUCAGAUCUGCAGCUUCUUAAACCUUGCUCCCUUAGAAUCAUUCCAAACUAAGUUCUAUCGCUAUCCCUUCUUGUGUGUCUAACAUAGCUGUCCGCCUGAAGGUCCGGCAAAUCCCUGUUAGCGCUCGGAUAUGGAUUCUGAAGAUCCAUUAUUGGUUAAAACUUAUCUUUUUCCCUGUUGGGUUGGCACCCUUAACCCUGCUGGAUUUCUACCAAUCCAAAUGGAAAGCUACACUGCAUGAAAAGCUAAGAGGCUUGGGGUUUUCCCCACAGGCCCUGAUAGCUGUAGGUUAUGAGAAAGCUAGAGCAAUAAUCUGCCAACGAAUUUGGGAUGUGGAACUGCAAUGCCACGUGAGCAAGAUGAAUAAACACCCAGUAAUAAAAGAUAAUGGAAGAGGAUUUCCCCCAGCAAAUUAUUUGUCAAAAUUACAAAUACCUAAAUACAGACGGUCAUUUACCCUCACUAGAUUCAACAUGCUGCCAUCUGCCUUAUUGCAGGGCAGAUUCAAGGGUAAACCAUAUGCUGGACGAGUCUGCCCCUGCGGCUUGAUGGAGGUGGAAACUGUCUCUCAUGCCUUGUUACGCUGCCAUUUUUAUGGGGAUAUACGCUCAGUAUUUAUUACCCCUGCUAUGCAAAAAUCUCCAAAUGAAUCUGAACUUCAGUGUCUAAAAUCCCUGGUAGAGGACAAGGAUCCUGAGAUCAUGUUAAAGGUAGCCAAAUUCUGUGUGAUUGCCAUAAAACUUAGGGAACAAGCUAUGCUAUCAUAAUGAUUAAGGCCUUAAAUGAUAAUUUUAGGUUAUAUGUUAGUGACUAAGUUUUAAUUUAUAUAUAUUUUUAACUGUAUUGUCCCUGUUAUACCUAAUUGCAAAUUCAAAUGUAUUCCUAUCAUGUUUUAUGACUUCCUUGAUAUUGUAUGUGGGCUGGAACUGGUUUGUGACUGAAAUAAUAAAUUGGUCAUUCGAAAUAACUAUGAUGUAUACUGUACUAGCAAUCUUCAACUAGUCCAGACCCAAGACCCACCUUAGACUCCCCACCAGGAACAUGGGACCCACUUUCACAAUUUUGUGUUUUAAUAUUAUAAACUGCCUUGUGAUCCUUGGAUGAAAGGCAGUAUUAUUAUUAUUGUUGUUGUUAUUAUUAUUUGUUUCAUUCUCGAUACUUAAUAGUGCUAGCGUCUCACCACAUACCAUGCACCAAUCUGCUUCAUUUUCUUUCUGCUUAUGCCUUCUUCCACAUUUUCUUCUCAGAAUUUUUUAUACUUUCCUUUUCUCACCUUCUGUAUCAUUUCACCUCCCAUUUCUUCCCCCUCCAUCUCAUCUCACCUUACCUUGCUUUCUUCCACCUUGUAUCAUCUUUAAUUCAAUUCUGCAUGAUUCUUGCUCCCUCCUAAUAUCAACUUGCCUGAAAUAAAAAUGGAUAGGAUUUCUGGGAAAGCUUUACCAUACUUAGAACCUAAUAUAGGUGGCAGCUGUUAUCUGUUGCCCCUUGGUUGUAUGAUAAAGUUUGAGGAACCUCCCUAGAUUCUCCCACACUGAAGAAACAUACAGUUUUAGUUGUAAAGGAAAACAAAAAGGGUUCCUGAGAGUUAGCAAAAGUUUUGUCAUUUUAUAAGUCUUUUAAAAAUUCAAUUAAAUAAAACUAAUUUUCAUUCCAAAUCAACCCUGAAAUAUUAAAGUUGUAGUCCUGUGCAUGCUAUUUGAGGGUAAGUUCCUUUAAAUUAAGUGGGCUUUACUUCUCAGUACACAUGCAUAUGAUUUGUACAUUACUUUAAUUAAAAUUAACUUAGCUCCCCAGGGAAGGAGGAACCGAGUCUCCCCUCCCGUUACUGCAUUUUUUUCUGUCACCUUUCACGAUUGCCUUUCUUUCCCUCUCUCACAACCACCUGUCUCUCUGCUCUCUCCUUGUGCACGUUUCCCUGAAAUCAGAAAUCAGGGUCGUAAGGCAGUUCCAUCUCUUAUAAGAGGAGGAAACACAAAUCAGACCAUCUGCACAUUAAGCAUUUUCUAGCAGGAGUUACAUGAUGCCCCCUUACAGUCCAUUGACUUUCAGCCUGGAACUUGACACUAGUUCUCUAGUUUCUGACCUAUUCAGAUUGUUAGGGGCAUGCUGUCUAAGCUUUAGCCUAAAAGACUGUCUCUGGUAUUUUUAACACCAGGUAGAUGUGUUGUAGAAUUGAACAUGCUUUGAGUAGCUAAAGAGAUACUGUGUUUUCCCCUAAUCCUUACUGCAAAGUGCUCUGACUACAACCUUUAGCUAUCUUUAAACUAUCUUUCCUAAGUCAAAUGAGCUCUUUACUUCCCCUUUGCCGAGAUCCAAAAACUGAUAAGGAUAGGUCUGGUACAUCUUGGAUAUCUAGAGCAUCCUGAAGUUUUGUAUUGACCACACCUGGGUUUUGGUGUGGUGUUUUGCAAUACUGUAUUAUUCAGAGAUAAAUCUUUUGACAAGCUCAGUUUUGGCAAAUGGUUCAUUGAAUGCAUUUAAGUAUAAGAGUAACAGAUACAAGAUAAUUAUCUUAGUAGCCUUCCAGGUAAUAUUCCUGCCAUGGACAUCUGUAGAGUAGAAACCAUUAGACACCUGAGUUUUGGCAGACACAGCCUUUAAUAAUAGCUAGUGAUACUGCCAUCCAUGAGAAUCUCUCAUCAGAGCUGCUAUUUCAGUUCAAAAUGUCUUAUUGCUCCUGACUAAUAUGUGGAAAUCUUGUUCACUUACCUAUAAAUCUUGUUAGGAGCAAGACCUAACCCACCAAUAUCUCAUUUGGAGGCCAUGGGAACCAAUUGAGUCUAGCUUUGUAAAAUGCUAAGUGAGCUCUUGGGGGCUGUCAUCUUUUUGGUCAUGUUUUGCCUGUUUGUUUAAAUCAUGUUUUCCCUUCUCCAGCUUGUUUGCCAUUUUGACUCUUUUUUGACUUGUUUGAGGUUUUCCAUGUGCUUCCUCUGGCUUUGGCAAAUAAGCACCCUUCCCUGUGAGGAAGUUACCAUUUUUUCCUGCCUCUUCGACCAGAAGAGGCAACUCUUCUGUCUUGUCUCUUUCUUCUGCCCCCAACUUCCCACUCCUGGCAAAAAUCUGUUUUUCUGUUGAGUCAUGUGUUUAUUUAAGGAGAAGUUAAGCUUCUUGUAUUAAGGAAAAUAAUAGUGUGUCUGAUUGGUCAGCUGCAGGGACUUCGUUGUCCUUAGCCUUUGCCAGUUAUUUGAAUGCUUGCCCAAUGAACAUUUUUAGAAUUUUAUUAAAUUAAGAAUAUAAUACCAUAUACACAGUGGAAGCUGUUACACUGCCUUAAGAAUAAGACACACAGCAUACUUUCUAGUGCUGAAAAUUUGUUUUUACAUUUAUGAAUGACCUCAUGGAGCUCAUUACUGGUUUGCAAGCAUUCUCAAGAAGCCUGGUGCCAGGCAGUUUGGCCUGUGAAACCUAGCUUGAACUGCAACGCAGACCACAUCACUCCCUCCCAUUUGCUGUUUAAGAUAAUGCAGUGCAAGAACUGUGUGUGACUUGGCAUUUGAUGACCAGUCUGUUAAAAAACAAAACUGCAACUCAAAUCCUGACUCUAGUUCGAUUAGAUGAGGUGCCUGUAUUAAAUGCACCCUCUCUCUCUCUCUCUGGAAAUAGUUCACUGAACCAGAUGUCAGAAUUAAUUACCUUUGGAAGAGCAGUGUUGGCUUUGACCAUGUAUGCUGAACAGGUCCUUCUGCUUUCAGUUCCCAGUGGGUCGUAUCCAUAGACACUUGAAGACUCGCACCACAAGCCAUGGACGAGUUGGUGCUACUGCUGCUGUGUACAGUGCUGCAAUUCUCGAAUACCUCACUGCUGAGGUAGGUUCUGAAAAUUGAUCUUGUUAGACUACAUGAUCUGAAUGUAAUCAAAGACCCAGAUAAUAGAUUGGUCUGUGGAGCCUGGCAGGAACCUCCAGAGUAGCAUAACCUAGCUGCUCCUGCUCUCUUUAAAAACCUGUGUUUUAGCUGCCCAGAUCAAAUAAUUCUGCAAGAACUUGAAUGGCUAACAUACUCUAUUGAUUAUGUUUUCUCUCUGGCUUAGUUUUUUGCGUGCUUGAGUUUGGGGUGAGUAUGUGUUUCUGCUAAAUCCAGAAAAAAAGAAUUGCUUUCUUGCCCUACACUUUUAAUUUAGUUGUUUACUUUCCAUCUAAUAUAUUCCUGAGAUGGGGUGGGGGGUGGGGAAUAUGACACACAUUAGAACACUGUGAGGAAUAGGUGUGUGUGUGAGAGAGAGUGAGAGUGAUAAAAAAAUGAACUUGUGUGUUUUUAGGUAAAGGCAGAAUCUGACCCAGAGCUUAUUUGCAGUUCUGAACACUUGAUACAUUUGUAUCCUGAAUAUGAAAGCAAAACAUUUUAUGGGAAAAGCUCACUACCUAUGGGGGAAAACAUGCAGCAAGGGGUGGGGAACCCUUUUCAGCUCAAGAGCAACCUUCUGUGCCAGUGGUGGGUGGGGGCCAGACAAAAGUGUGCUGUGCAAAUAAUGUUAAUUUUACAUGCUGAGACACCCUUCUUCAUUUAGACAAAAAAGAAGCAUUAUCAGAAUUCAAGGACAUAUUCCAGUCAGGCAAAAGCACUUGAGGUAUGACACCAUGCCUAUGAGGGGUGUGGCCCAGGAAGAAUUGCAAGGGCCAGAUCUCUAUCUGGAACUGAUGUCCCCCACCCCAACUUAAACUGACUUAUUUGUUUAGAAUACUGGUCCUACUUUAUAGCCCCCAAAGGCUCUUGAAGCGGGUACUGAAUUAUGUGGAGUCAUAAGCAUAGAAUUGUAGGGUUGGAAGGGACCAUGAGGGUCAUCUAGUCCAACCCCUUGCAGUGAAGGAAUCUUUUGCCCAAUGUGGCUCAAGAUUAUUCAGGCAGCACUGCUGCCCUCAUCCUGGACCUUCCCUGAUCAAGAAGAGAAAUAGUUCCCACCAAACUCAUAUGAGGCAAGGGAGUAGGGCUGAGCCUGCUGCAUCAUCUUCAAGGAAUAGUAGUAGAUGGUCAUUUUUAAAAAAAGAAAAAGAAAAGUUAGUUUUAGGUACCUGGGCUUUUGCCUUGAAUCUACUAAAUGUAUGAAAAAAAGUAGUCUGUUGCCGUUUGUAACUUAGUUUUGAGUAUUUUCAGUAUUUCACUGUUCAGUAUUUUCCUAGGAGGCUGGCAUACAAAGCUCUGUUUCUUCCAACAGGUUUUGGAAUUGGCAGGUAAUGCCUCCAAGGAUCUCAAGGUAAAACGUAUCACUCCUCGUCAUUUGCAGCUUGCUAUUCGUGGUGAUGAGGAAUUGGAUUCCCUUAUUAAAGCUACCAUUGCUGGUGGAGGUAUGUAGUAUUAGAGCUUCUGGAAAGCUUGGAUAUGAAAAGUAUAUUUGGAGACAGGGUGGCUGAACUUAGAAUCAUAGAGUUGGAAGAGACCACAAGGGCCAUUGAGUCCAACCCCCUGCCAAGCAGGAAACACCAUCAGAGCACUCCUGACAUAUGGUUGUCAAGCCUCUGCUUAAAGACCUCCAAAGAAGGAGACUCCACCACACUCCUUGGCAGCAAAUUCCACUGUCAAACAGCUCUUACUGUCAGGAAGUUCUUCCUAAUGUUUAGGUGAAAUCUUCUUUCUUGUAGUUUGGAUCCAUUGCUCCAUGUCCGCUUCUCUGGAGCAGCAGAAAACAACCUUUCUCCCUCCUCUAUGUGACAUCCUUUUAUAUAUUUGAACAUGGCUAUCAUAUCACCGCUUAACCUCCUCUUCUCCAGGCUAAACAUGCCCAGCUCCCUUAGCCGUAUCCCUUUAAGUACUCUGUAUCUUAAUGUAUCCCUUUAAGUACUCUGCAGGAUAUUAUAGAUAAGCAGUUUGCCAAGUGAUAAGUAGAGUUCGUGAUCUGCUUCUUACCUGGAUUUCUGAUUAUGCCAGGGUGUUUGGAAAACUGCUUAUUUUGCUUGGCAGAAUGUUACACAGUUGAUUUACGUUGUAGUUGCAUGUACUGCCAUGGCAAGUUCUUACCACUGUAUGAACCAAAUGGGUACUUAUCAGUAUAGUUUUUAGUUCACUGACUUAGUAGUAGCUUUGAUAGUGAUGGGUUCUUGUAUUUCAUCCUGUACUACUGUACUAGGUGAAUCUGGUAUAGAGUAGGUCUCCUGUAAACUGUGUUUUGCAGCACCUUUUUUUGGGGGGGUGCAUUCUAAGUACUCCUCCCCAAUCAUUUAUAACUCUUUAAUUGAGGCUCCAAACCAGGCCAGGGAAUACAGUUCUGCUUCUCAGUAUGUCCCAGUAAAUCUUCACAUCCAUCUUGGUAACAUGAGGGAACCUAACCUGAAGAACACAAUCCAGAUUAUUCCCUCCUUCUCCCCACCCCCCACCCCAGAGUAUAGUAACUCUGUAUGGCACCAUUUAGUUGUUUUUGUAACAAGAAAAUUAGGCCUUGAGUCAACAUUUGAUCUAAUACAGCUACAUAGCUGCAUCCCAGUUCUCCUCUUAGUGUGUUCAAGUGGAUUUUUAUUGAAGGGUUUGGUAAGCAUAGUUCUAACAGAGUUAGCAAAAUAUGUUAUUUGAGAAUGUAUUGAUAUGAGUGCUGAACUAUUGUGUAUUCUUCAGUUCUAAUCCAUUAUUCUCUUUACAGGUGUAAUUCCUCACAUCCACAAGUCUCUGAUUGGAAAGAAGGGGCAGCAGAAAACUGCAUAGAGAGGAGUUUUAAACAGCCCUCUUCCUCCCUGUCAUUGUACUGUAACUGGGACAGAAGAAAUAUGGGGAUAUGUGGAAUUUUUUUAAAAAAAUAGUUAAAUGGAAGAGCAUAGACAAUUGACUGUAGACUUAAAACAUUUGUAUGUUCUUUAGAUUCAAAGUUUGACACAAAAGUACCUUGUUACGUGGCAGCAAUUUGUGUGUUGAUUGGCUAGGUUUCUCCCAUGUGUUUUAUACAAAAAUGGAACUGAUAAAACCAUUUUUUACAAAACUUGUUCUUGUGUAUCAUUCUGGGGUAAAAGGGUCAUUGCAGCAAAAAGAUCAGUGCCCUAAUAUCCUAUUAGAGAUUUUAAAAUAAAAUCUUUCCAAAUUAUAGACUUUAAUGGUGGCCGUGUUCAUAGUUAACUUCUGUGUUCUCUAGCUGAUUGAUUGUUGUUGAUCUAAUACAGCUACCACAAUUAUCUAAGUCCGGCAUUUAAUUUAAACUUAGUUUAUAUACAGAGUUUAUAUACAGAGUUUAAUGCAACUGAGGCUGCUCAAGCUCUCCCCCCGGCCCCAGGAUAGAAGUACUGUCUGAACAUGUGAACGGUGUGAUAAUGGGAAAGGUGUGGUGAUGUGUAUAGUAGGAAGAAGCCAAAAUGCAUCUUUUCUGCUCUCAGCUGGUGAUCUGCCCAUGGGUUAGUUGCCUUGCGCUGAAUUAUGCUGUGUCCUUGAGCUAGCACAAUCACUUGCUUCAGUGUCAAUGCCUUGUUGUGCUAUAAUGUACAAAAUCUUCUGUAACACGGUGCUAAACCAGCAGCGCUGCCAUGCUUUUAUUAGCAACCUUGUCAGUGUGUGAUUUGAGCCCUUUGUGUAGUAGUUCUUGGGCUGGCUGUGCAUAAGAGUAAGGUUGGAGAACUAAUAAACUACUGUAAUGUUUU
Molecule: messenger RNA, 13580 nt
Organism: Podarcis lilfordi (Lilford's wall lizard)
Lineage: Eukaryota; Metazoa; Chordata; Lepidosauria; Squamata; Lacertidae
Source: the annotation of a GenBank genome assembly